Messenger RNA from Rhagoletis pomonella (apple maggot), 1275 nucleotides. RefSeq names its product glutamate receptor ionotropic, kainate 2-like. Lineage: Eukaryota; Metazoa; Arthropoda; Insecta; Diptera; Tephritidae. Gene Ontology annotation, cellular component: postsynaptic membrane; plasma membrane. The coding region runs from base 286 to 1275 and encodes 329 amino acids. The record is from RefSeq and is a predicted model, not a curated record. Gene Ontology annotation, molecular function: glutamate-gated receptor activity. The transcript is spliced from 3 exons.
CGUCAUGUGAACGGGGUCUUAAUCAUGCUUACCAUCUUUGUGUAGAUGUAUGUAUAUAUGCCAAUAUCGCUUUUUAAAGUGCUUUUACUUUCAGCCUACACUUUUAAACAUUUGCUUAACAAAUUAUGCCCAUUAAACUAUUUUUUAUUAAUGUUAAAAGUAAAUUAUGGAUGUAACUAAAAAUGGAAAGCUUUGUUCCAAAAAAAAUGCUUUGUUGUAGAUUUGCAUUAAAUAUCACUGUCCUUUUGCGCUUACUCUGACAAACAGUUCUGAACCAUAGUUAUCAUGACGUUUCAGAUUUUGCAGCUACAGAUGAACGAAUAUAAAUACCAUUACUUAUUUACUAGUUUCGACAUUGAAACAUUCGAUCUCGAGGACUUCAAAUAUAAUUUUGUGAAUAUCACUUCGUUCCGUCUGGUUGAUGUCGGUGAUGUGAGCGUGCGCAACAUACUCAAGGACAUGGAAGCAUUCAGAAGCGAACACAACAAUGAAAAAACUUACUACCGAAAGCUGCGCACGAUACAGGUGAUGGUAUAUUUCCAAAAAGACAGCGUGAUAAUUUACAAAACUGUCUGCAAUUCAAUUUCCGCACAGACAGAACCAGCGCUAGCAUACGAUUCAGUUUAUAUAUUUGCUAUUGGCUUAAAAACCUUGGAACAGUCACAUGCACUGCGCAUUUCGAACGUUUCAUGCGAGGACGAGACACCAUGGGAAGGGGGUUUGAGUUUGAUAAACUAUAUAAAUUCGGUGGAGUGGCGGGGUCUAACCGGCCCGAUACAGUUCAAAGAAGGCCGACGUGUUCAAUUUAAGUUGGACCUAGUCAAACUGCGCCAACAUUCCAUAGUUAAAGUGGGCGAGUGGACCCCACAGACUCGUCUCAAUAUAACCGAGCCGUCGCUAUUCUUCGAUGCAGGCACAAUGAAUGUUACGCUAGUGGUUAUAACAAUAUUGGAAACACCUUACGUAAUGAUGCACUACGGAAAAAAUUUUACUGGAAAUGAGCGAUUUUUUGGAUUUUGCGUAGACAUAUUGGAGCUCAUAGCUCGCGACAUUGGUUUCGAGUACAUCCUAGACCUGGUGCCCGAUCGAAAGUAUGGAGCUCAAGACCCAUUUACAGGUGAAUGGAACGGUAUGGUUGCACAGUUGAUGAAAUAUAAAGCCGAUUUGGCUGUCGGAUCAAUGACAAUCACUUACGCCCGUGAAAGUGUUAUAGAUUUUACCAAACCAUUUAUGAACCUUGGCAUAAGUAUUCUAUUCAAGGUACGUACUGCUUAA